AUGGUCAAAGCUGUUGUUCUCGGAGCUGCUGGCGGUAUCGGCCAACCUUUGGCUCUUCUCCUCAAGGCCAACCCUCUGGUCACUGAGCUUGGUCUCUUCGAUAUCGUCAACACUCCUGGUGUUGCCGCCGACCUCUCCCAUAUCUCCACCCCGGCCAAGGUUGAGGGAUAUCUUCCCCCUGAUGAAGGUCUCAAGAAAACUCUGGCCGGUGCGGAUGUUGUCGUCAUCCCAGCUGGUGUUCCAAGGAAACCUGGAAUGACCCGUGAUGAUCUCUUCAAGAUCAAUGCAGGAAUCGUCAAGGAUUUGGCUACUGGAAUUGCCACCACUGCUCCCAAAGCCUUCGUUCUGGUCAUCUCCAAUCCCGUUAACUCCACCGUUCCCAUUGUCGCGGAGGUUUUCAAGAAAUUUGGCGUUUACGACCCCAAGCGCCUCUUCGGUGUUACAACUUUGGAUGUCGUUCGCGCUUCGACUUUCGUUGCAGAGAUCCUCGGAGACCUUUCUCUCUCCAAGGACGUUGUCGUCCCAGUCGUUGGUGGACAUAGUGGAGUGACCAUCGUUCCUCUCCUCUCCCAAUCCUCCCAUCCUCUUCCCUCAGGCCUGGCCAAAGAGUCCUACGAUACCCUCGUCAACCGAAUCCAAUUCGGUGGCGAUGAAGUCGUGAAGGCGAAGAAUGGUGGCGGAUCGGCUACCCUCUCCAUGGCGUACGCCGGUGCCGAGUUCGCUGCGAAGGUCAUCCGCGCCGUCAAGGGCGAGAAGGGCAUCAUUGCACCCAGCUACGUCAGCGUUGAGGCUGAUGCUUCUGGCAGUUCUGCUCUCACCAAGGAGCUCGGCGAGGAACUCGCGUACUUCUCGUCCAACGUGGAGCUGGGCACUGAGGGUGUUGCGAAGAUCAUUCCUCUUGGCAAAAUUUCGGAGGCUGAGCAGGCACUUAUCAAGGCUGCCAUCCCCGAGCUCCAGAAGAACAUCACGACUGGCAUCAACUUCGUUGCCGAGGCGUACAAAACCGAGGAACCGAGACUGUAA
Messenger RNA from Cyclocybe aegerita, 1023 nucleotides. Lineage: Eukaryota; Fungi; Basidiomycota; Agaricomycetes; Agaricales; Hemipholiotaceae. The record is from the annotation of a GenBank genome assembly.